Molecule: messenger RNA, 2249 nt
Organism: Dreissena polymorpha
Lineage: Eukaryota; Metazoa; Mollusca; Bivalvia; Myida; Dreissenidae
Exons: 4
Coding region: 181-1275 (364 amino acids)
Source: RefSeq, a predicted model, not a curated record
CUUGCGAAAAAACGUCGUUCAUUGAAAACGUUACAUAUUUGUGAGAUUAUUGUCGAGGAGAUACGCUCGUACAUUUAAUUGUGUGAAUAUUUGUGUAAAGACAGAUAUGGUUUUAACAUGUAUCUGUCCUUCAAUGGCGUAAAUUGUUAAUCCUUAGUCCACAGAAGUAACCUGCUUAAAAUGGCGAUUCAAAACAAGAGCAUCAUGACGACCACUCUGAGAACCACCGUGUUCACUACGACUAAAAAGUACAACGUUACCAUUGCUAACAACGGAACACCAUUUUCUGGGCCCAUUGAUGAUAUCAGUAACGACGUGUACGAUUUCGGCACCAUGCACGAUUGGGAACCAAUCAAAGAGCUGGAAAAGGUCUUUGACGACGUUAAUAUUACAGGCGCCUUUGUUUUGUCCAUUAUUGGCAUCGGAAUAUUUCUAACCAUCGCCGACAAAAGGCUUCGCGAAAUACCUCAGAUGUGGCAUCUGUUUCAAAUUAUGUUGCUUACGGUUCUGAUGGGAAUUAUUUUGCACCCGUUGGGACAUUUUAGAACGAUCUUAUAUGACAACGGUCUGUGUGAAUUCGUUAUGUACACAGCAGAAUACAUAAGUUUUGCGUCGCCCUUGCUGAUGGUGGUAUUCCACGUGGAGGUUCUUUUCGCAAAAGUGAUCCCGCUCUCUCGUUGGCAGACCCGUGAAUUCUCGAGAUUUUUUAUUCUCAGUCUUAUAUCUUGGCUCUGCACCAGCCUCCUUGUGGCCCAUGUUGUUCUUACUUUCAACACUAAGGAGAUGUUCUGUUUGCACAUCCAGAGCGAAGCCGUGUGGAGCACGAUGUUCGCACUACGAGAGGUUUUGCCGAUGGCCAUAUGCGCUUUGUGUAACAUGGUGAUGAUCGCUGUCAGUUGCUUGAAGACGUUUAGACGAAACUUGCGAACUGAAUCGUCCGGACUGCACCAGGUACGAUUCGAAGAUACAGGCGACGUUUCAGAGUGGAUGAGAAGUUGUUUGGUCCUUAAUGUCAUUUUACUCGUACGCGUUGUCGCCUUAGUUGUCAUUCUGAAACAGACACGCCCGAUCACACUGGAUAAAUAUAGGGUGGUACUUUUGCUUCACGUUUUCCACGCACAGUCAUUCUACAUCGUGCCGAUUUGCGCACUUUUUUUAUCCGGAGUACGCCGUAGCAUAGCGGACGUGUUUUUGAAGAUUGUUGGCGUCUUUCGCGUUUCCAAGGGAGAUGAUUCAUUGGCAGUCAGCUUUGCUAACAUCUCUCAAACUGCGUAGUACCUUGAAUACAUUCAUACAGUAUGAGUACUGCAGUUUCAGAUUCGCUUUGCUGAUACGAAUUGUUUGUUAUACAAUUUGCAUACUGUUCAGAGCAAAAUGUGUUACAAUUUAUGAAAUAAUUGUAAUAAACUAUUUGAGACAAACAUAAUACUCGGUCUAAUUUAAACGAUUUUACAAAUAUUUGUUUGGCUGAAUGCGCAUUGUUUUUCAUUUUAGGCACAUGCUGUCUUUGUCUAAGAGAAUGUGCAGACAUCGUUUCUAAAUUUACUUAGGAAUGACAUAAUAUUGUGUAAUUUUAUGGCUGAAUAUUUAAAACUGCAUGUACAUGGAAUCAAUUUUAAUAUCUUCAUCUUAAAUUACAUUUGGCCGUGGAUGUAAUACAUAUUAUGCAGUUUUGGUAAACGUCGAACAUUUUUUAGGAUAACGUAUUGUAUUUUAUUGUGUACAGUAUUUCACGAGUACACAUACGCCAUUUGUCUCGAUCGAAUUUGUGAGAGUAAAGCCGUAGUAUCUGCAGUACAUCUCUGUAUUUUUGUUUGUAGUUAGGUUUGUUUAAUUUCCUCUGAUUUGUUUUGUGUGCAUGUUUUUUAUGUUAGUGGAGCGGGACUUAAAUUAUGUUAUUUUGUACAUUGGUUUAUGGUUUGCUCUUAACAAGUCGGAAGGAGGGAUUAAGACACAUUUUGCUGAUAUUGCAAUGUAUUGUAGCAUUACUCAUAAGGCAUGUGUAUGCUUGAUAAAUUUGACGAAUUUUUCUGCAUAUCGAUAGUGGAAAAAAGAUAUUUGGCAUUUGACGCGACUAAUUAAGAUUAUUGAUUAAUUUAAAUUGUAAGCAGGCUGUGCCAAUUUUGAUAUAUUAUUUUUAAUUUUGUUGAUUGAGUAUUAUUGAUUCUGUAACAUGUUAGCAAUUAUUGGUGUCAAUCGUGUAUAAUGUACAUGUUUACUGUUUAACUUGUUUAAUUAAACAAACAAAU